Molecule: messenger RNA, 435 nt
Organism: Oikopleura dioica
Lineage: Eukaryota; Metazoa; Chordata; Appendicularia; Copelata; Oikopleuridae
Source: the annotation of a GenBank genome assembly
AUGGGAUGCGAAAGCUCAAAAGUAGCAGAUGUAGAAGUUCCGGAGUCAAAUAUUUUCGAUGACGCGCCGAGAGAACCUACCACCGGUAAUUCUAGCGCAGAAAAGCAUCCCAACGAGCCUCAACAAAUAAUCGAAGACCUUCUCGAGAAGAACAAGAACUUGCACCUCCGAACUGAGCAGCUUUGGAAAAUCAUAGAGGACCAAUCGGACUGCAUCAAAAAAGCGGAAGAAGCGCAGAACGAGCAAAAACGACUGAUUGAAGAAGCUUUUGAGACAAUCCGUCGAGAAGCUCCAGAAGCGUCUGCUCCAACAAUGACUGCCUUGAACACUCAGAGAGAUCAUUGUCAUCAAACUAGCCUGCGAUUUUUCCAACACAUGCAGCAAAUUCACGAGUAUCCGCCUAGGGAUGAUAAUCUUUAUCCUGUAUUAAAUUAA